This is a messenger RNA of Racocetra persica, 149 nucleotides long. The record is from the annotation of a GenBank genome assembly. NCBI's taxonomy places the organism in Eukaryota, Fungi, Glomeromycota, Glomeromycetes, Diversisporales, Gigasporaceae.
AUGGACCUCAUACAGGAAUAGUAAUCGCUAAUGCAUUUGAAAACUGUAUUCGACAAAUAAGAAUUCUCUCAAAGCUAGUAGCAGUGACACAUGACAAUGCAUCUUCAAAUAUUAAGUUUUUAUCUGAAUUUUCAAAUUUUGUAGUACAA